UCUUGGAAAAGUUUUACCAAAGCGUUGAUCAGAGCCAAGAAGAUUAUAUUGAUAGAUUGAGGCAAGCUGUCGCAAUUCCAAGUAUAAGCUCAGACGCCGAAUAUCGCGAUGACGUUAUCCGCAUGUCUCAAUGGCUUACUUCUUUAUUCGAGAAACUGGGAAUCAAGUAA
Messenger RNA from Scutellospora calospora, 170 nucleotides. The record is from the annotation of a GenBank genome assembly. Lineage: Eukaryota; Fungi; Glomeromycota; Glomeromycetes; Diversisporales; Gigasporaceae.